AUGGCGCCCUCGGCCACCGACGAUUUGAAGUUCCUGUCCAAUGCUCUCGCGACGCCAGAGCAACUAUCGAGCUCCUCGUCCUCCAUCGACGGCGUCUCUCCCGACCUAGAAGCUUCCAUUCGAUUUGCCGGUACCCAGCUGACGCAAGCCGCGGGAGUUCUGCUGCGAUUGUCGCAAGAUAUCAUCGCCCAGGCCGUCGUAACUUUUACUCGCUUCUGGAUCGGUCCUGAAGGAGGCAGUUUGCGCAUCUACUCGGCGAAGGAUGUAUCCGCCGCGGCGCUCUACAUGACCGCAAAACUAUCCUUUCAACCCACCUCUCCUCGCUCCGUUUUGAACGUCUACACCUUCCUCCUCUCCAAAGAUGCCUCGCCGCUAUGGUUCAUCAAUCCGGCGGGCUCGCCCGAGAAACCCGCCCCGGAGACCUACUGCCUCUCCGAAGGCGGCUACCAAAGCCAGCGACUGACUCUGAUGCGCAUCGAAUCGAUCAUCCUGCGUACAUUGGGCUUUGACACGCACGUUGCCCUCCCUCACACCAUCGCCCUGACGUAUCUUCAAACCCUGGGUGUUUCGUCGACGGCCGUUGCGCGACGGGUAUUCGAGCACCUGAACGCGUCGCUGUUCUCGCCGCAGCUGGUGUACGUGACGCAUCAGCCUAACGCGCUCGCCGUGUCGUCCAUCUAUCUCGCCGCGAGGGAGGAAGGAGUCAAACUGGUGGACGAUGAGUGGUGGGAGGUCUUCGACGUGGACCGCGAAGAGCUCGGGUUUCUGGUCGUGGCGAUGCGCAGUAUGGAGGGGUUUGCGCGGGCCGAGAAGGAGAAGUGGGCGUCCAAGACGGUUCCCAUGACUGUGGACGAUGUGGAAGCAGAGAUUGAGAGGAGAAGGAUGAUGGAAGAGGGAGAGUGA
Aspergillus melleus is the source of this 903-nucleotide messenger RNA. Its product is annotated as putative cyclin. Gene Ontology annotation, cellular component: nucleus. Gene Ontology annotation, biological process: regulation of transcription by RNA polymerase II. Gene Ontology annotation, molecular function: cyclin-dependent protein serine/threonine kinase regulator activity. Bases 1 to 903 code for a protein of 300 amino acids. The transcript is spliced from 2 exons. The record is from RefSeq and is a predicted model, not a curated record. NCBI's taxonomy places the organism in Eukaryota, Fungi, Ascomycota, Eurotiomycetes, Eurotiales, Aspergillaceae.